Molecule: messenger RNA, 810 nt
Organism: Ilex paraguariensis (yerba mate)
Lineage: Eukaryota; Viridiplantae; Streptophyta; Magnoliopsida; Aquifoliales; Aquifoliaceae
Source: the annotation of a GenBank genome assembly
AUGGCUAUAGCAAUUGGCACCUUUCAAAUUCUGUUGGAAGGCAAGGUGGCACUGAUCACUGGUGGAGCAAGUGGCAUCGGCGAGUCCACCGUCAGACUCUUCUCCAAACAUGGAGCUAAAGUGAUAAUUGCUGAUAUUCAAGAUAACUUGGCUCACUCAAUUUGCAAAGAUUUGGGUGUAGCAUCUGCCUCCUUUGUACAUUGUGAUGUAACCAAUGAAACUGACGUUGAAAAUGCAGUUAACAGUGCCAUUGGCAAAUAUGGAAAGCUCGACAUCAUGUUCAACAAUGCCGGUGUGGUAGGCACGCUCAAACCCAACAUCCUGGACAACGAAAAAUCCGAGUUUGAGCAAGUGAUAAGCACAAAUUUGGUAGGUGCUUUUCUGGGAACCAAACAUGCUGCUAGAGUGAUGAUCCCCAAUUGCCGUGGUAGUAUAAUUACAACGGCUAGCGUUUCUUCCACAAAUGGCGGAGUUGCAUCUCACGCAUACACAAGUUCAAAGCAUGGUGUUGUGGGGCUUACGAGGAACACAGCCGUAGAGCUCGGACGGUAUGGCAUUCGUGUGAACUGUGUGUCACCAUACCUCGUUGCAACCCCAAUGACAAAGGAUUUCUUCAAGCUCAAUGAUGAAGGAGUCUCUAGUGCUUAUUCUAACCUCAAAGGUGCAGUUCUUGAAGCAGAAGAUGUGGCCCAAGCAGCUCUUUUCUUGGGAAGUGAUGAUUCCAAGUAUGUGAGUGGGCAUAAUCUUUUAGUUGAUGGAGGCUUCACCAUUGUGAAUCCUGCUUUGUCUAUGUUUGAGCAAUCUACAUGA